CAUUUUAGCCGCGCUGCCAAUUGGACGUCGUUUGUCGCGCUCGCAUCUGCACACAUACAGCAUAUCCACAUACAUAUCUUCAUUGUCGCCGCCUUGCCACGCUACGCCACGCCACGCCCCGCCGCGUCCUGCCCAAAAGCCAAAAGCCGCAGCCUUUGUACACACAAUUGCUCUAUUUGUGUGAGUCUGCACUGUGUGUGUGUGCGUGCAUGUGCAUGCGUGUGUGUGUGUGUGUGUUGAGCUUGCAAAAUCUGUGUAAAGUGAAACGUGAAAACUCUUUUUUUUGGCCCAUUGCCAAAUUUUGUGCAUUUUAUUUUUAAUAUUCAAGUGAAACAGUGUGAAUUUUAAGCAAUUGUUACGCUCCAAGUAGUCAAGAUGGGCAAAGCGGAGUGCAUUAGCUACGAUGACAAUCAGCUGCCAUAUAUUGACCUGGGCAGUGCCCAGAUACGCAUGGAAAAGGAGCAGGCGCCCGACUGGGCCCUGAAGAAGGCACAAGAUGAGCUGCGCGAGCUGCCCGGCAUCAAGGAGCAGGCCAUUAAGGAGCUAAGGGAGCUCAUACAAAAUGAAAAGUACCUACACUUGCCACUGGAUGAUGAGUACAUGAUGAUGUUUCUGCGUCCUUGCCACUAUUAUCCCGAGAGUGCUCUCAAGCGCCUCAAGAAUUUCUACAACAUGAAACUAAAGUAUGGCAUUGCAUGUGAGAACAUUGUGCCCGCCAAGCUGCGCAAUGUGUUUGAGGGUGAAAUCUUGAACCUGCUGCCCAACAGGGAUCAGCAUGGCCGUCGUCUACUCGUCCUGGAAGCGGGCAAGAAAUGGAAGCCAUCGAAGGUGCCGCUGCCGGAUCUGUUUCGUGGCAUACAGCUGACCGUGCUGGGCUCCAUGGUGGAGCCAUUUUCACAAAUCUGUGGCGCCGUUGUCAUAAUUGAUAUGGAAGGUCUACCUUUGAGCCACAUAACACAGUUCACACCAUCGUUUGCCGCCAUGCUGUUGGAUUAUGUGCAGGAGUGCAUCUGCAUGCGCCUGAAGGGUGUUCACAUUGUGAAUAACUCGUACAUAUUCAAUAUGCUGUUUGCCAUAUUCAAGCCCUUCAUUCGCGAGAAGCUGCGCAAGCGCAUCUUUUUCCACGGCAAGGACUGGAAGUCUUUAACCACGCACAUUGAUGCCGGCGCCCUGCCGCCCAAAUAUGGCGGCACGGCCACCUGGGAGCUGCCGCCUGGCAAGCUGCUGGGCGAGUUCUUUGAGUGCUACUCCAAGGAUUACGAACAGGCCGACAGCUAUGGCUACACUGAGGACUACAAAAAGUCAAAGAAAUAAUUGGGACAACUCUUCCAUACCUCACUUUUGAUUGGUUUGUAUCUUAAGUCUGUAAGUUGGGUCAUUUGUGAUAUUGCAAAUAUUGUUGUACGAUUGUAAUUUGUAGUUAUUUGCUCCAAAAUUGUUUAAAGCUAAAGUGUUUUUAAGUUCAAGUAUGAUCUGCGAUACGAAACGCACACAACACGCUACAUAGAGCAAAGACUUUAC
Messenger RNA from Drosophila novamexicana, 1521 nucleotides. Its product is annotated as alpha-tocopherol transfer protein-like. Gene Ontology annotation, molecular function: phosphatidylinositol bisphosphate binding. Gene Ontology annotation, cellular component: membrane. Lineage: Eukaryota; Metazoa; Arthropoda; Insecta; Diptera; Drosophilidae. The record is from RefSeq and is a predicted model, not a curated record. The coding region runs from base 376 to 1314 and encodes 312 amino acids. The transcript is spliced from 8 exons.